AUUUUUCAAUCAGUUGACCUCUGGUUAAAUAUCUAACUAUCUCUUACUUUUUCGUCCAAGUUGCAUUGAAAAUGAUGUUCAAAAUUGUCUUGUCGAUUGGUUUACUAGCAUGUUAUUCUAUAGCCAAAAGCGUCGACCUGCCUAGCGACGACCAAGUAGAUCCGAAGGAUGUCGAGGACCCGGAAGUACCCGAUUUGAGCGAAGUUAUUCGCGAAGUAGAAAACAUCCAAGAGACAUUCCUCCGAAAAUUGUCAGAAGAGAUGCAGAAAAUUGACAGCAAGUUGCAGAAAAUCAGAGUUCGACAUGAAGAAGAAUUGAAACAUUUCGAGAAAGAGCCCACCGCAGAAAAAGAAGGUGAAAGGAAGAUGCCAGAAGAAGAUUCCAAGAUGCCGAAGAGCGAAGAAGAUUUAAAUCAAGAAGGUGAAACAAAGUUAACUGAACAACAACAAACGCCAGAGAAAAAGGAAAAUUUGCCAAAAGAAACUACUAUUCAAGUCAAAGAACCAGAAAACGUCAUUAUAGAAGUUCGCGUGCCGAUGCUUCCGGAAUCGACUAAGCCGGAAGAGAAAGCGCCAGUUGAAGAACAUCCGGAAUUGGGCGUCAAAGAAUUGGAAGAAGAACGUUCAACCACACAGAAAUCGUUGGAGAAAGUUAUUGAAGAAAUUAAAGAAAAAUUAGAACAGCCUGAAAAUGACAAGCUGCCAAAGAUGGAAUCCGGAGAAGAAAAAGGAGAACAGGAAUCUGAAGAAACACCUGUCAAAGAGGAGAAGAAAACGAACGUUUCCUCAUCCGAAAGCAGCGAAUCUUCUGAGGAAGCAUCCGAUUUGAUUACAGCUCCUAGUGGGUCCAGUAUUAUCAUCAGCGUUCCAGCCGAAUAUCAAGAGGAGGGAAAUGUUAAUAUUGAAGUUAUUCCACGUGAAGGCCAAGAAUUCCUCAAUCCUCAGCCUGAAGAUCUUCGACUUGCAGAGGGACAAGCACCUAGCACAGAAGCCUCAAGUACAGAAUCUACUACCACAGAAGCUCCUAGCACAGAAGUUCCUAGCACAGAAGCCCCUAGCACAGAAGCUCCUAGCACAGAAGUUCCUACCACAGAAGUCCCUACCACAGAAGUUCCUACAAGAGUUCCUACCACAGAAGUUACCAAAGAAGCCGCUGCUGAACUUCCGACACAACCUCAAAUGACAACGGAAGUUCCUGUUCAGCCGGAAACCACUGCAGCACAAGUUCCUAGAGAUGAAUUCACAAUAGAAACUACUACUUCAACAGAGACCACAACUAUAAAAGAAAAAGAAUCCUCGACCGAAGGAUCGAAAUUGCUUCCUCCUGAUGAAAAAUCGAGCAUCAAACCGACGGAAGAACAAACCCCUGAGCCCACUACCAGCCGUCCGGCGAAAACGACACGCCGACCAACUGAAGGAAAGAAACGACCCUCUGGAAAACGUUGUCCGAUUGGUUAUCAGUUCAACAUCUACACACUCGAAUGCACCAUCCAGCCGAACUACGCUUCAAACUACGCUACUGGAUUUGGAACUUAUUAUUGGUCCAUGUCCCAGUCGCCAAGUUCAUUGACUCCAAAUAAUCCUUUUAAGAAUCUUUUUGGCUUACGUAAAUGAAUGUCAUGAUUAGCGAAGUUGAUGUAUAGUUUUUGAAACUUGUUAAUGGAAUACAAACGGUAAAAUUGCCAUUCAAAAAAUA
Messenger RNA from Daphnia pulex (common water flea), 1695 nucleotides. RefSeq names its product cell wall protein RTB1-like. The transcript is spliced from 2 exons. The record is from RefSeq and is a predicted model, not a curated record. NCBI's taxonomy places the organism in Eukaryota, Metazoa, Arthropoda, Branchiopoda, Diplostraca, Daphniidae. The coding region runs from base 72 to 1613 and encodes 513 amino acids.